CUGAUUUUCCGCAUGGAUCGACCUCCCCACGAUUACGGUCCUCCCAUGGCUUACAGUCAGCAACAGCAACAGCAGCAGCAGCAGCAGCAGCAGUAUACCCCUACACCACCGCCGUCCGAUCCCGAGCUCCAGAAGCGCAUCGACAAACUGGUCGAGUACGCCGUGAAGAAUGGGCCCGAGUUCGAGGCCGUUGUCCGCGAAAGGGAACAGGAUAACCCUGCCUACGCCUUUCUCUUCGGUGGGGAUGGCCAUAGUUACUACCGUUACAAGCUCUUUGUGUCAACAAGGCCGUUUAAUCCUCCUUUCCCGCCUUCAAUCCCGGCCAUGCAUCCUCCUCCCAAUCCCAUGAUGGGCCUUGGGCCCGUUAAUGCUCACCUACAGCAGCCUCAGUUUGGGGUGUAUUACGAACAGCAGCAGCUCACUCAUCCAGCUCAGCCGAUGGUGGGCCCUGGCCGCCCUGAAUUACUCGAUCAGGCUUACGGCAGGCCUUUCAAGGGUCUUUCCAGGCCACUGCCUUUGGAUGUGGAGAUGGAGAUGAACGGGAUCCUGAACAACUUGACAGGUACGAAAGAGUCGAUAAAGAGCGCGAAGACUUGGUUUAUGCAGAGGUCGCCCUUUCUGCCGGCUUUGGCUGAGGCGCUUCGGGACCGGGUGUUCUCGUUGGACGAUUCUGAGAGGCAGCUGCAUAUUGUUUACCUUGCGAAUGAUAUUCUGUUUGACAGCUUGCAGAGGCGUGUCAACCCUCAGGAGCUCGACAAUGAGGCCCUUGCAUUUAAACCGGUUUUGGGUUCUAUGCUGGCAAGGAUAUGCCAAAACCCACAGAACAAGGAUGAAAACCAGUCACGUCUUCAGAAAAUUUUGCAAUUCUGGGCCACAAAGGAGGUUUAUGAUCAGGAUACUAUUUUUAGGCUUGAAAAUGAGAUGAUGAGUGGAUUGCCACCACAUCCUUUUUCAGGUCCUCACACAGAUGCAUCUGCUGUUGCUGGAGCCACGCCAGGAAUGCACCCGAUGUCUAACCAUAAUCAGCUGCAUUGGCAGGCAGACAAGCAAAAACCCAUACCCGACGAAGAAUAUCCCGAGAAGCAGGCUCCCUCAAUUCCCCCCCUGCCACCUCAGCAGUUCCACCCCCCUCCCGUCAGCUUCACUCCCAUCCCACAGCCAAAUCUCCAAACCCCUCCACCAAAAAUGCCUCCCCCAUACCCUCUUUUCCCUCCUGGCCUCAUUCCUGGCAUGGUUCGGAAAAUGCAAAUCGGAAGUGGAGUUCCAUACUCACCCAUGAGCCCACUCGACAUCCCCACUAUUAUCCCUCCCUCAACUGUACCCCCUUCUGAAGUCCUUGAAAGGGUCUCGAAAUUCUUUAGGGAGAUUGGUGAGGUCAACCCGUCUGUUAAUCAGACGGAAUCUGGUGAUGAUGAGUACGUGAGAGAAGAAGAGUUUGUUGUACGCAAGGGAGGGGCGUGCAUUCCACCGCCACCGGGCCUGAAUGAUGAUGAUGUCAGCGCGGAGCAGAAGCCCGGUUCUGGCAGGCUAGGGCUUGGGGCGGCAGCUGACUCGAACGAGCCGAGCCAGUAUGACGAUGUGUACUCUUCGUAUAGGAAGCAGAGAAGCUCUAAUUACCACACGUCCAUGACUGCAAGAGCGUCGACAAGGUGAAAGGAGGUGAGAGAUCGAAAAUGAAAGAAAGCAACUAUGUAUUCUGCAAGUCCGAUAUGGUUCUUGAAAAUCCUUUUGUGCGCGAAACGGAUGUU
Molecule: messenger RNA, 1748 nt
Organism: Striga asiatica
Lineage: Eukaryota; Viridiplantae; Streptophyta; Magnoliopsida; Lamiales; Orobanchaceae
Source: the annotation of a GenBank genome assembly